Dibothriocephalus latus is the source of this 297-nucleotide messenger RNA. The record is from the annotation of a GenBank genome assembly. NCBI's taxonomy places the organism in Eukaryota, Metazoa, Platyhelminthes, Cestoda, Diphyllobothriidea, Diphyllobothriidae.
AUGAUUGGAGCUUUCCCACAGCCUCUGGCGAGAAUAACGGAACAGCGGUCUGUGCAGGUGACUGUGAAUCCAACCGUCGCAACAACCCGCUUUUACCGCGUUAACAGCAGCAAAGUGGUGAAAUUUGACAGUCAUCCUCGCAUGCUCUCCUUUGACGAUAUGGCUGCGAUUGAGGAUGAACUUUGGCGUCUGCCUGUGGACAACCAGGUGUACCUGCUUUAUCCACAGAGCCUCAACAUGUCGGAGGUCGUUAGCAGAAUGAAGUCGUGCCGUGCAGUGCCAGAGGUGGGUUCUUAA